Ilyonectria robusta is the source of this 1274-nucleotide messenger RNA. RefSeq lists its product as uncharacterized. The transcript has 2 exons. The record is from RefSeq and is a predicted model, not a curated record. NCBI's taxonomy places the organism in Eukaryota, Fungi, Ascomycota, Sordariomycetes, Hypocreales, Nectriaceae. Bases 1 to 1026 code for a protein of 341 amino acids.
AUGACGAAAAAACUCAUCACGAUCCUGGGGAUUACUGGAACGCAGGGUGGCUCCGUUGCUGACCGAUUUCUUACUCACGCCGAAUGGCGAGUCCGCGGGCUUACACGCAACCCCGGUUCGGUGAAAGCGAAGGAGUGGGCGACCAGAGGGGUUGAGAUCGUCAAAGGCGAUCACGAUGAUGUAGAAUCCCUCAAGGCCGCCUUCACAGGCGCGCACGCCAUCUUUGCCGUUACCGAUUGGGCCGCCAGCUUCGCCCGAGUCAGUGAGGACAAGGGCUUGCAGGACAAGGCAAAGGCCGCAGGGAGGUCGAUUGAGGAGUACGCCGGAGACGUGGAAAAGUCGCUUGGUGUCAAUAUCGCCACGGCAGCUUCUGAUCCAACCGUCCUCUCUACUCUGGAGAGGUUUGUCUUUUCCACAUUGGCCGCCGUGCAGAAAAUCAGCGGCGGCAAAUACAAGCAUGCAUACGAGUUUGAUUCCAAGGCCGGCGUCGAGAGUUACAUCCGGGACGAACUCCCCGAGCUGCGCGCCCGAUUGAGCACUGUCACCAUGGGUAUCUUCCAAGAGACCUGGCGGGACAUCUCCGCCUUCAGGCCACACAAGCAACCAGACGGCACAUUCGAAUACGUGCGCCUAAAAGUCCCAGGCUCGCAUGAAGCUAACCCUGAGGUGGUAGCCACCCGGGACACGGGCGCGUUUGUCGAGGCGCUGGUUCUUCACUACCCAGCUGGCACAGAUGUCCUGGGUGCCAGUGAGAUCAUCACCAAGCCAGACUACGCCGCGCUUUGGGGUCGCACACUGGGCGUCACAGCGACAGUGCGAGACGUCUCGGAGGAAGAAUACGUAAAGCACAUCCCAGAGGGAUUUGAGGUGAGCAUUGUGGACGAUGUCAGGUUUUUCGCAGAGUAUGGAUACGCUGGUGGCAAUCCCAAUGUCAAGGCUCCAGCGGAGCUGGGCAUCAAGACGACCUCGUUGGAGGACUACUUUCGAAGCCAGGAUUGGAGUGCGGUGUUAAAAGGGGAGCUCUAAGCUGCUCUUGUUCGUGGGUCUAACCUGAUGGAUCAAAACCUUGGAUCGCAUUUAUCCUCCUGCUACUCUUGGACAUAACUUGGACUCGCAAUCGGCUCUUCGCCUCUCUGACUCCGCCAGUGAUUGGUAAACACUAUAAUCUCUGGGCAACCUCUCAAGAGCCACCCCCAAUUUUGUAGAAAAGGAACGCUUAUUUCCCAGCUUUGAGGAUCCCAGGGCUCCCCCCAAACCACGAGUCCAGCCCAUUC